UGUUGUCACAUCUGCCGCAGGGUUGAUAGUGCCAACUCUGAAGAAGUGUCUACAAACAUCCAUACUUAUCGUCGGACUUUAGAGUGAAAAAUCGUGGAGAAUAGUAGUGCUUUGUCUAUAUGAAAGUGAAUAUAAUUAAAUUCGGUGUCUAGUAAAUAAAGACAAAUAUGCAGUGCCUGAUAUGUAUACUGACUGUACUAUUCACAAACGUACUAUGUGGAAAUGGAAUGACUACGAUAGGCACCAAGAGUGAGAACCGGACUCUCCUUAGCUCAAAGUCCGGCCGCCAGAGGAGAUCUUCCUGCGACCCUGAUGUAGCGAUAGCCUCGGACACAGAAGUCCAAGUACUGGAAACAGGGAAGGACGACAUCUCGCUUUACACUCGUCGGAGGAACCUGAAGUACAUCGACGUGAAGCUGACGUUCACCUUCGGGCAGGAGACGAGGCGCUUUCCAACCGAGAGGUGCGCCGCAGACCCGUCGUGUUGGCAGGCGGUGAAAGUACGCGCCCUUCGGAACCCCAGCGGAGCGAGGGCGUCCAAAUGGGCCGUCCAACUCAGCCUCGGAUCCUGUUCCUUCUACGAGACCUCUUCGUACCUGUACUGGGUCAACAGCCUCUACAGCGUGAGCAUUCUGGCCCGGGGUUCCUCGGAGUGGUACUUCACCCCCAGGGGCCUGGGAUGCCCGAGCCACGUGAACCCCUCCCACUGCCCUCCUGUUGAGGACUUGGAUCCGAGUGUCCGUGUCGUGGGGGCGGAGGGAGCGGCCUCUACCGGCGUGGGGAUCGCUGCCUCUUGCCUCUUACUGCUAAUCAACAUCCUCAUCGUCAUAGUAUUGUACAGGAGACUCAGGACACGUUCAGAAUCCAGCUUGCGGUUGACGCAGAUCUCCGUAGAAGAUGACAACAACAUUGCAAGUGCAGGAGCUUCAUCGCGAUCGGGGGAGGGUAACCUGUACCUCCCCCCCUGCCCGAGAACCACGGUCGCCCCCUACCCCCUGACCAGCCCACCUAGACGAUACCCAGACCCCCCUAGACGAUACCCGGACCCCCCUUUGAUACCUGCCGGCGACGCUGAAGGUCCAGACUACCUGUACGUCGUGGUACCCAAUACCAGGUCCCAGCGCCAGACGAAUACGUGCCCGAGAUCGAGACAGUUCUUAGAAAGCGGCUCUCGAAGCUUGUACGAUGACGUAAGCAGCGAAUGCGGUCAGGGGCAGUACGGUGACGUGAACGAAGAUCGCCUGCCAGUCCAGCCUCGUGUCUUGUACAGUAACACCUUCCCCGGGCGCCUUACGGGAAAACCCUCUCCGCGUUUUCAACAGACAGACACAAACCAUUACAUCAACCUCACUGGGGAGUGAGAGUCGGAAAGGGUUAACACAUCUUGCCAAAUAUGGUGAAAGUCACAUCACUGUUCUUCGCUUACCGUAUUCAUGGCAAAAAAAAUGAUGAGGUCUUUUCAAAUACGGCUGUGAUGAUGAUGAUGAUUGUGAGUGUAAUAGUAUUGUUGGUAAGUACGGCAAUGAUAACAUUGAUAAUAUGAUAAUUAUCAUGGCAACAAAAUUAUUAUGGUAUCAUCUUUAUGAUCAUUGUUAUUAGUACUAUUAUUAUCAUUAUAUUAUCAUCAUUAUUGAUAUAGUCAUUAGUAUCAUUAUUAUUGUUACUAUCAUUAUCAUUAUUACUAUUGUGAUCGUUAUUAUCAUUUCCACUAUCAUCAUCAUCAUCGCCAUCGUCAUUAUCAACAUCAUUAUUACCAUGAGCGCUGCUGUCCUUAUUAAUUCAUUGUUGAUUAUCCUUAUCAUCCGUUUCAUUAUCAGUUGCAUUUAUUCCCUUGUCCUCAUUCUUACUAUCGGUAUUUUCAUCACCGGUUAUGAUAUCAUUUCAUCAAUAUUGCUAAUUCUGGUUUUAUUUCCAUUGGGUCUAUCAUCACCAAAUAUAUUUUUAUUGUGGCAUCUUUCCCUUUUAAUAAAUAAUACCCAUGCGUUUGGCGUUUGCGUUUUACACUAUAAAAUCUGUCUUAUAAUGAGGCUUUCAUUAAAAUAUCACCGAUUAUUUAUAUUUCAAUCUUUUAUCUCACUAUCUAUCUAUCUACAACUUGAUAAGCAACAUAAUCAUACUACAUAUACAUUCAUUUCCACUGGUGUUAUGUACCAUUUGCUGUAACUUGUCUAUAUACAUGAUGAUAAACCACAUUAGCAUGAAUCAAACCUUCAGUAACUCUGAUUACAUAUAACACUGAUUAUGCAAUCACAGAUUAUGAAUAUGAUUAGCUGUUGCGAUAUAUUCCUGUUGCUCACAUGUUUUGCCUCGCCCUGACCUUGGCUUAUUACACCACAGGGUUCUCGGAAGCCGUAAGUGCUAAUCAAUACUAAUCAUUUUAUUACGGUGUGUAUUGGAUGUGAUGGUUGCGCUGGCCACAACAAUCUUCAUUAUAUGUCGUCAUAUCUACGUGGGUAGAACAUAACUGCAAGGUAAAAGGAGAAAUGGCGGAAUUGCUUGACACGUGAAAUACGACUAUGGUCAUAAGGCAGGCAAAAAAAAAAAAAAAAAAAAAAAAAAAAAAAAAAAAAAAAAAAA
This is a messenger RNA of Penaeus vannamei (Pacific white shrimp), 2577 nucleotides long. RefSeq lists its product as uncharacterized. NCBI's taxonomy places the organism in Eukaryota, Metazoa, Arthropoda, Malacostraca, Decapoda, Penaeidae. The record is from RefSeq and is a predicted model, not a curated record.